Annulohypoxylon truncatum is the source of this 2571-nucleotide messenger RNA. RefSeq names its product glycoside hydrolase family 13 protein. Bases 439 to 2412 code for a protein of 657 amino acids. The record is from RefSeq and is a predicted model, not a curated record. The transcript has a single exon. Gene Ontology annotation, biological process: oligosaccharide catabolic process. Lineage: Eukaryota; Fungi; Ascomycota; Sordariomycetes; Xylariales; Hypoxylaceae. Gene Ontology annotation, molecular function: alpha-amylase activity.
CGAAACCAUUAGGUUAGAACUUUAGCGAAACAUCAAGUCAGGGAAUCUGAAUGAAACUGUCGGAGUUCUCGCAUUUUGAUUGGAUAUCUAGCUAAGGGACAGGGAGAGAAGGCGGAAGAAGGCGGAGCAUGGCGGAGUCGAGAAUGACUAUCGGGGUCGGCACAGGUCGACACGGGCCUCUAUAUUCUCUUGGCAAACAACACCAUUCUAUCGUCGGGGUAUCGUCAUUCUACAUGGUAGAUGAUUACUACGUAGGAUCACAUGCGGUGCCAUGCCACUAACUUAGACGCGGAUCCUAUUUCGAGAGAACUUGACCCGAUGAUGUGGACUUCGAAUCAAGUACGAUACUGGGUCUUCGAUCAUGCCCAGAAGAGCCCCAUGGCCGGCCACGAUCAUAUCAGUCGUAUCAAUCGUGUAGAAGACGCCUCGGGUCAAUGAAUGACCGAAUUGACUUCUUGUUCCUGCCUUAUCAAGGGCUUUCUGGUCCCAGCAGAUCAGCAGCCACAUAUACACACAAACAUAAACAUCAUGAAUGGCCUUUACCGCGAGAAUGGUUGGUUCGGCAAAGAGCCGUGGUGGAAAGAUGCUACAUUCUACCAAGUCUAUCCGGCGAGCUUCAAAGACUCCGAUGGAGAUGGCUGGGGGGAUAUCCCUGGCCUUAUCUCUAAAAUCGAUUAUCUUCAUAAGCUCGGUGUCGACGUCGUGUGGUUAUCGCCGGUUUUCGAGAGCCCGCAAGCCGAUAUGGGCUACGACGUGUCGGACUACCAGAAAAUCUACGCGCCGUACGGAACCAUUGACGACGUCGAUGCACUUAUAGAAGCGUGUCAUUCCAGAGAUAUGAAGUUGAUCCUUGACCUGGUAGUGAACCAUACUUCUGUCGAGCACGAAUGGUUCAAGGAAUCCCGAUCGUCGAAGACCAACCCGAAGAGGGAUUGGUACAUCUGGAAACCGGCGCGGUACGACGCGCAGGGCCAGCGGAUCCCGCCGACAAACUGGCGAGGGUAUUUCGCUAGUUCUACCUGGACUUGGGACGAAAAUACCGAGGAAUAUUACCUGCAUCUCUAUGCGCCCGAGCAGCCAGACCUUAACUGGGAAUCGGAAGCGUGCCGGGAAGCGAUAUACGAGAACACCAUGCGAUUUUGGCUCGAACGCGGCGCGGAUGGGUUCAGGAUUGAUACCGUCAAUAAAUACAGCAAGCGCACCGAAUAUAUCGAUGCGCCGGUCACCGAUUCGAACUCGUCGUGUCAACCAGCGCCGGAAAUGUGGUGCAAUGGGCCGCGGAUCCACGAGUUUAUUCACGAGAUGCGGGCUAAGGCGCUCGAACCAUACGGAGCGGUCUCCGUCGGCGAGCUAUCGAAUACGCCACACCCCAGCCAGGUCUUGCCGUACGUGUCGGCGGCGGCCGGGGAACUUGAUAUGGUUUUCGAGUUUUCCAUGAUUCGCUUGGGAACCGGUGGCAUGUUCGGCCCAAAAUACAUAUAUGUGCCGUUCACUCUGCCGCAGAUGAAAGCCAUCGUAGCGAAAUGGCAGACUUUUAUCGAAGGCACUGACGGGUGGACGACCGUAUUCUGCGAGAACCACGAUAAUGGGCGGGCGGUGAGCCGAUUUGGCGACUGCUCAACCCCUGAGCUGUGGCGAGCAAGCGCAAAAACUCUCGCGCUAUGGCAAGCGACAUUGACGGGGACGCUUUUUCUCUACCAGGGCCAGGAAAUCGGCAUGACGAAUAUGCCGGCUACGUGGGGCAUCGACGAAUACAAGGACGUAGAAAGCCUCAAUUUCUACACCGAGGCGUUGGCCUCGGGGGACGAGAAGGCAAUCGUAGACACAAUGCACGGUCUACGCAUCCUAGCCCGCGAUCACUCGCGAAUUCCGUUUCAGUGGGACGACUCUCCUAAUGCAGGAUUCGCGGACGAAGGUGUGAAGACGUGGAUGCGAGUCCACGACGACUAUCAAGAAAUCAACGCCGCGAAGCAAAUGGUAGAUCCGGAUUCGAUCUUGAAUUUUUAUAGACAGAUCCUACAACUGCGGAAGGAAUAUAAGGAUCUAUUUGUCUUUGGGACAUUUCGAUUGUUGAAAGCCGAAGACGAGGCGAUCUUCGCGUAUGUAAAGGAGAGUUCCCUUACGAUUCAGGAUACGCGACUGCGGACGAACGGCUGUACUUCCAACGGCCAUGUGGGAAAGAAAAGAGCUGCAUUGGUCGUUCUAAAUUUUUCAAAUAGUGAUCAAGACUGCUUAGAUGUUAGGGGCAUGCUAGGCUGUGGUGUUGGAGACAUCGCAAGACUUCUAGUUAGUACGCGACAUGAGCUUCAUGGGCUUCGUGAGUUUGAUGGUGAGGGGGGGAAGCUUAGGAGUGAUACCGUGCUAUCAACUUUGAAACCGUGGGAAGGACGUGUUUAUGUCAACUUUAACUAGAUCUUCUGUCUAGAGUGAUAUCCUAAGCAACAAUUGAGAAUAAGACAGAAGUAGCAACAUUGAAAGAAAGAGAAUUACAUUUGAGUAACACAUGUGACUUACCCAGUUACCCCGUAUUCUGUACAGAUAAAUGCAAAUCCGAUGAAAUAUGUUCCAAAA